Messenger RNA from Fundulus heteroclitus (mummichog), 2477 nucleotides. It is a transcript of the gene slc16a1a, whose product is annotated as solute carrier family 16 member 1a. The record is from RefSeq and is a predicted model, not a curated record. Gene Ontology annotation, cellular component: membrane. Gene Ontology annotation, biological process: monocarboxylic acid transport; transmembrane transport. Lineage: Eukaryota; Metazoa; Chordata; Actinopteri; Cyprinodontiformes; Fundulidae. Gene Ontology annotation, molecular function: monocarboxylic acid transmembrane transporter activity. Bases 396 to 1766 code for a protein of 456 amino acids. The transcript is spliced from 6 exons.
GCACUUUAGCGUCCAGAUCAACACACUGUUUGAUCUGGUCACUGAGAGAACUCAAUGUUGUACUUUUCACUUUGCUUACUGGGAAUAGAUAGAAGCUGACGCUCUGGUGCCUCUGGCAACUUUUGGUCUGUCAUAGUGGAUACAGACGCACAGAUCCCUUCUGGCCAAUCUGUCAAACAUAUGCAGUGAAUCUUAACUUUUUUUUUAUCCAAAUCUAAAUUUGCUCAGUCAUAUUCAGUUAUCUCUGCUUUGCAUUAAUGCACCUUUGAGGGUUAUUCUGUGGAGCUCAUCUAUACUUUUUGAAGAGCUCCUGCGAAGUUCCCACAGAAAGUUGACGUUGGCGGAUCGCAAUCCCGACUAUAUUUAUCAAAGCACAUUUUUGUAAUUAAAGAAAGAUGCCAGUUGCCCUUGGGGGGCCUCAGGGCUACACACCACCUGAGGGUGGCUGGGGAUGGCUGGUGGUGGUUGGGGCCUUUAUCUCUAUUGGCUUCUCCUAUGCUACUGCCAAGUCUAUCACUGUCUUCUUCAAGGAAAUCGAACUGAUCUUCGAUGUGUCCAGCAGCCAGGUGUCUUGGAUCUCCUCCAUUAUGCUAGCGGUCACAUACGGUGGAGGGCCUAUCAGCAGCAUUCUGGUGAACAAGUAUGGGAGCCGUCCCGUCAUGAUGAUUGGAGGACUCCUGUCCGGAUCUGGGUUUAUUGCUGCCUCUUUUUGCAACUCAAUUGAAGCACUUUAUUUCUGUGUUGGUAUAUUGGGAGGUUUGGGAUUGUCCAUGAACCUCAACCCAGCCCUCACUAUGAUCGGAAAAUAUUUCUUCAAGAGACGGCCUAUAGCUAAUGGGAUUGCCAUGGCAGGGAGCCCUGUCUUUCUCUCUACGCUGGCUCCUCUAAACACCUGGUUCUAUGACCAGUUUGGUUGGAGAGGAAGUUUUUUGAUCCUGGGUGGCCUGCUUCUCAAUUGCUGCGUGGCUGGUUCCCUAAUGCGACCAAUAGGACCAAAACCCAAACCUGCGGAAAAGACAACUGAGAGGAGGAGUGUGUUGCAAACCAUUAACAGCUUCCUGGACUUUACUUUGUUUAAGCACCGGGGAUUUUUACUCUACAUUAUAGGCAAUGUUGUCAUGUUGUUUGGUCUGUUUACACCUCUUGUGUUCCUUUCCAAUUAUGCAAAGAGUAAAGGCAUCCCCAAAGAGAAGGCAGCAUUUCUUCUGUCUGUGUUGGCUUUUGUUGACAUGGUGGCCCGGCCCUCAAUGGGCAUUGUGGCCAACACUAAAUGGAUCCGGCCCAGGAUACAGUACUUCUUUGCUAUUUCUGUCUUGUAUAACGGUGUCUGUCAUCUUCUUGCUCCAAUUUCGGUCGACUACAAAGGCUUUGUCAUUUAUUCCAUCUUCUUUGGAUUUGCCUUUGGCUGGCUAAGUGCAGUGCUGUUUGAGACCUUGAUGGAUCUGGUUGGAACCCAGCGCUUUUCAAGUGCUGUUGGCCUGGUCACUAUUAUGGAGUGUGCUCCUGUUUUGUUAGGGCCCCCAUUGCUUGGAAAGUUCAAAGACAUCUACCACGAUUACAAGUAUACAUACCAAGGGUGUGGGAUUGUUCUCGUCGUCUCCAGUGUCUUCCUGUUUGUUGCCAUGGGAAUUAACUAUCGCCUGCUGGAUAAAGAGAAAAAAGAGGAGGAGAGGAAGGUCAGGAUGGGAGUUGGACCGCCAAAUCCCAGCAGGGAUAACUCUGCCAAAGAGGUUGGAGAAGUUAAGAACAGUGAGGACGCUGUCUAGUGGUCUAAUACAUACCUGCUUGCAUUUUCUAAUGCAAUCUCAUGUUGUUCAAAGAUGUUUUUAAACCCUCUGUGAAAUACUGUACAUCAACAGUUCUUUGGUUCAAUGCUGUAUUUGAAUGGUGCCAGUGAAAUCACAGACCCAUUCGCGAAGAAACAAUAUAACAAUAAUAAACAAUUUAAAUAUUUACUAAUUUUUAAAAGCCCUUUAAACUAUGAUAAGCAUUCAACUUGAAAUACCUCUUAUAUACAGAUAUUGGUAUUUACAUUUACUUGUACUUUAAUAUUAGGUGAUAGAUAAUAUGGCUUUAAUAUAUAAUCAGGGAUUAUUACUAACCUUUUUAACUGUAUGUAAGCAUAUAUGCAUGUGGUAUUUUAAUUAUGUACCGGAGCUACAGCAGAGCAUUAUAUUUCAAAAGAUAGAUAUUUUCUGAGUGGACCUGAUGCUGUUUAUUUUUUUUUUUAGAUUUGCAGGUCAUUACUGCACUAUUCUAACUUUAUUUAUUCCAAAAAUAUAUUGAAGCAACAUUCAGUUUCCUUUGUAAACACGUUUUUGUAAUAUAAUAUGAUUUAUUUUGAAGUUAAUGAAAUCUUUACGGGCUGCAUUGUUUGCAAAGUGAUAGGAAUAUGUGGCCCAACUGCAGUUUGCUGUAUUUUUCUGUGUAUAUGGGAGCUGUGUUGGAGAGACAAAUAAAGAUCAAUUUAACAAAAA